UAUUUCCCUUUAACGAGGGUCAUCAUACCCAGUGACAUUUCGCCAGCAAACGGUUGUGGUAGCUAUGUGAAGUGUUGGGCCAAGUAUUGCCCUGUGUCCAAGAUGGACUCUGUGACUGCCGUGAAAGUGUGCUGUGGCAUAGCACUAAUGGUUUGGUGCCUUCGGUGUGGGUCUGCGUCACAUGAUGUCGUUUCUUAUUACAUGGAAGAUAUCUGCGGUCACACGGUCUCAUUUAGUUCAGAGGAGGAAAAUGAGUUUUUGUUUAGCCUGACCAGAGAUGAGAGCAGCUUUGCUGCCAACAUGUACUGUCGAGUAGAAAUAGUCGCAGACCCACGUUUCCAGAUAAUGUUCAAAUUCACACGGCUCGACUUUUCAUCCUCUUCACAUUACUUGUCUUUAUACAGCCGUGCCAUAGGUUGGAGUUAUGGUAUUGACAGGUACAUAAAUGACCUCUUGCACACCCCCGUAUCCACAACCCCAAGUAACAAAGGCAUCCUCCUGUUCAGGAGUGGAACAACCCGUCUCUCUGGGGGAAUGUCUGUUAUAGUCACGAUGUUCAAACAGGCAAACCAGUUUGCGUUUUUCAAUUCCAACUGUGAUGAUGGCUAUUUCCUCUGCGAGAAUGACCGCUGUAUCAGUGAGGACCUGGUGUGUAACACACGUGACAACUGUGGAGACGAGUCUGAUGAAUGGGAUGACUGCUCUCUUCUGCCAUGGUGGAUCUACUUCUUGAUUGCCUUCGGUGUGAUUUUCACACUAUGUGGAAUUACCAUUUGUGUUUGCAAAUCAUUUAAGAAAAAGGCAGAAAGGCCUUCAGUAGCUGUUGAUCCACGCCAGCAGAUAAGCACCAUCCAAACAGGCUUUUCCUACCAAUCUGCCAACACAGUAGUCUCACCAGCCCAAUCCACACAACAUGGUUCAGUGCAGAUGGGCGUGUCCUCCGGAAUGACUCACUACCAGCCGGGAAUGUCUUCCCCCUACAACAAUCAACAGAUGAACCCUCACCAGGUGCCUCCACACAGUCCAGUGCAGAUAGGCGCUUCCUACCCAGCACCCCACACCCCCAUGACAAUGCCAGUGUCUCCACCUGGUUUCAUUCCCCACAGCCCCUCUCAAGAUCCACCUGCCUACAGCGGUCUGGCAAUGAACCCAUCGGCACCACCCCUUGGGACUAUCAUGGAGGAUAAACCAGGACGUCUUCCAAAGUGAGCUGGAGUCCAGCACUGUGAAGUGAUCCAGUUGUACACAAAGACCCGGAACUAGAUCCUUCCUACAAACCCAGGCCUAUGCAUGUACAUAUUCCCUGUGUCUCACAUGAAGCGUAUUUGUAAAUGAAGAACAAUAAAAUCAUCUACAAUUUGAAAA
Haliotis rubra (blacklip abalone) is the source of this 1365-nucleotide messenger RNA. RefSeq lists its product as uncharacterized. Gene Ontology annotation, molecular function: protein binding. NCBI's taxonomy places the organism in Eukaryota, Metazoa, Mollusca, Gastropoda, Lepetellida, Haliotidae. Bases 103 to 1209 code for a protein of 368 amino acids. The transcript has 5 exons. The record is from RefSeq and is a predicted model, not a curated record.